CAAAUGUCUAAUGUCAUUGAGUGACUUUUAUCUGUUUAUUAGCUGAAAUUCAUCAAUAAAAUUUAAAUACAGUUUUAAUUAAAUUAAAGAAACCCAAAAGGUAUAAAAAAUGACUGGAGAGACCGAAGAAAACAUUUUCUUGUUUGUGCCAAACAUUAUUGGAUAUGCUAGGAUAAUACUAGCAGUGAUAGCUUUCUAUUUCAUGCCCACAAACUAUAUUAUAGCGACGGUUUGCUACGUGGUGUCCGCUUUACUUGAUGCAUUUGAUGGUCAUGCUGCAAGAUACUUUAACCAAGGAACUAAAUUCGGAGCCAUGUUGGAUCAGCUGACUGAUAGAUGUGGAACUAUGGGACUAGUGGCUGUUUUAGCUCAUUUAUAUCCAAAAUACAUGUUUCCUCUACUGCUCUCAAUGUGCAUCGAUGUUUCAUGUCACUGGAUUUUCCUCCAUACGUCUGUUCUUCAAGGCAAGCAGAGCCACAAAUUUAUUGACAUGUCUGAGAACCCAAUAAUGAAUGUGUAUUAUACAAAUAGAACGGUGUUAUUUUUUAUGUGUGCUGGAAAUGAGGCUUUCUACGCAUCGCUAUAUCUCUUGUAUUUCACACCAGGACCGAUAGUGUUUGGAAUAUCCCUCUUCAAAAUAAUUUUGUACUUGACUGCACCCAUCAUGUUGGUGAAAACAUUGAUCUCGUUGCUGCAUUGUUUGGUGGCUUCUAAGAAUCUCUCUAUUAUUGAUGUUAAUGAGCGUAAAGAUCUUCUUAAGAAGGCAGAGUAAUAAUUUCCAGGUCUUCCUUAUUGUGGCAACUAAAUCAGACCAAAAACCAUUAUUUGUUGUUAUUAGUAUUUCCUAAACACUUCCUUGCAUUUGCAAAUAAUAUAAUAAAUGUAUGUAUUUUAUUUCAGUUUAACCUUCUUGUUAAGUGCAGUAUUUAUUAAUUUAUUGAAAAGGGCGUCCAAAAAAUUGUUCGAAAAUGGGAAAUAUCUAAAAACUCGUGAAAAGAAUACCACAAGUCCGUAUAACAUUGUUUCAAAUAAAUCUCCUCUUUGGAAAUAUAGGCUUCCAAUUGGCUUAUUAGCUGCAUCAUCAUAUUUACGGGCCUACCUACUUAAGACAUAAAGUUCAAGGUAUGAACGUUCGAGAAUGUUUCACAAGAAACGCUGGAAAACGUUUAUACAUUUGCCUAAUGACGCACGUAAGUACCCUUCAGUCAUGUCGAUGAUGUGCGCUGUUUCCGGAAAAACGUUAUUCUAUUUACAGCAUGUGUGUGCAAACAUGUGCCUUGCCAAAUGUGUAUGUCCGAAGUGGCGAUUUGUAUGAAAAAACUUAAUGCCAACUUGUAGUAUCUUUUUCAAGUAUUUGUUUUAUACCCAGGUGAUUUUCCACAUUUUUACGGGCACCCUAUAGUAUAGAGCUAACUAUUUUGCCAGAGUAAAAUAAUGUGAAAUACUUAAGUAGAAAUAUUACAAAUAUUAGAACCCUCUAGAGUUAUACCAAAAAUUUAGUAUUAUGUGAUUAUUUAACAUGAAUGUCAUAAUGUUGAAUUGA
Molecule: messenger RNA, 1543 nt
Organism: Dendroctonus ponderosae (mountain pine beetle)
Lineage: Eukaryota; Metazoa; Arthropoda; Insecta; Coleoptera; Curculionidae
Product: CDP-diacylglycerol--inositol 3-phosphatidyltransferase
Exons: 5
Coding region: 110-772 (220 amino acids)
Biological process (GO): phosphatidylinositol biosynthetic process
Cellular component (GO): Golgi apparatus; membrane
Molecular function (GO): CDP-diacylglycerol-inositol 3-phosphatidyltransferase activity
Source: RefSeq, a predicted model, not a curated record